ACCCAAAAAAAAACUAAAACAACUAUUAAAGAGAUGACCAUGUGAAAAUCACGCAAGUCUAGCAUGAUAAGCGUGAGAGGUCUCAUCGCGGUUAUGCUGAAGAGUGCAUUGCUGGUCGCCUUCCUGAACAUCCCGCGCCAAGUUGCCUCUCUAACAGGAUUCAAAAGCUGGUCUAGGAGGGUUCUAUACCACAAAGUCGACCUCUGCACUCAAGCCUGCUACAGCCAGAUAAUCCCUGGUCUAUAUCUGAGCAAUGCGAGAGCAGCCUGCGACCGCAAUGUACUUAAACAACUCAAAAUCACGCACUUACUCACUGUUGAGACGCAUCGCUUACCGAAAUCCACCUUUGUCAACAACAACAUCAGCUAUCUCUUUAUUAGGGCCAACGACACCCCUAGCACCAAUUUACUCUCCUAUUUUCCAAUGGCCAACUCGUUCAUCGAAGAGGGGCUGCAGAAGGGAAACGUGCUCGUCCAUUGCCACUUUGGAGUAUCCAGAUCCGCCACCCUGGUCAUUGCUUACAUCAUGGAAAAAUAUCAAAUGAGCUUCGAAAAGGCGUAUCAUUUUGUGCGCCAGAAGAGGCGGUUCAUCAAUCCCAAUCCAGGCUUCGUAGCUCAAUUGAAAGAGUACCAGAGGCUUAACUAUGAUGUAAACGGUUUCCACAAGUUUGAGGCUUUUGUGAAUGUGAAGGCGAGGAAACAUAGAUACAAGAUUGCUUCUAUCGCAGCAGUUGUUGUAGGAUUGCUGGUGCCGCUAGCUGUAUUGGGUGGUUAGCCGUUUGCAACUCUUAUUAUAGUUACUACAUUUUUCAAGUGUUCUAAAAAUUGCGAUAUUAUGAGAUAUUAACAUUGGUGAGGUGAUCUACAUCCGCCAAAACCCCAGCAAUGUGGCCGCAGCGUUAAAUAAAAACCACUUGAUUCACUAACAGUCUGAAAUCGGCCGUGAAAUCAUAGCACCCACUAAAAACAGUUUAUUAUAAAUAACGUUCACCUCCACGCGAUAUUCAGAAGGAUGA
Pararge aegeria (speckled wood butterfly) is the source of this 1015-nucleotide messenger RNA. RefSeq names its product dual specificity protein phosphatase 1B-like. The coding region runs from base 64 to 774 and encodes 236 amino acids. The transcript is spliced from 2 exons. The record is from RefSeq and is a predicted model, not a curated record. Gene Ontology annotation, biological process: protein dephosphorylation. Gene Ontology annotation, cellular component: cytoplasm. NCBI's taxonomy places the organism in Eukaryota, Metazoa, Arthropoda, Insecta, Lepidoptera, Nymphalidae. Gene Ontology annotation, molecular function: protein tyrosine/serine/threonine phosphatase activity.